AUGUCAAAAUUCGAGUCGUCGUUUUCGAAGCGGAAAACGUCCGACACCGGCAGCAACCGGGCGCUGCGGCCCACAAACGAGUCGCAGGACGAUCUGGUGAGCUUUCCGCCGUCCGCGUCGAUCCAGUACGACAUGGGGCCGUCUCUUGAGGACGGGUACAAGGACAGGCUUUUUGCGUCGACGGUGCCGUCGGACGAGCUGGAGCUGAGCGCAGGCACGUUUUCGUCGCGCGACAACUUGCACGCCCCGCUGGUGCCCUCAAUGGGUCUUGUGGACGACCCGCUGCACUAUCUGAAGUACCAGGAGAUAGUGGUGACGUCACGGCUGCUCGCCACCAUCGACAAGCACAGGACAAGUCUGCAGAAAGGGAGCAGGCGGGUGGGCAGGACGCGCGAGACGCUGCUGUACUUGUUUUCGGAGCUGAACCAGAUCAGCCAGGCGAUGAAGGAGAUCUACACCACGGAGCAGCACAAUAAGAGCGCGGUCCUAACUAAUUUCGAGCAUUGGGAGGCCAAGCGGACGAAAAUAGUCGACCGAAUAGACGAGAUCGAGAACCGCACGACGGAGGGCGCCGCGUACAAGGCGCUGCUCGCCGAGAGCGACCGGAUCGGCACAGAGAUCGAGCAGCUGGAGCGCAAGCUGCGCGCGCUGCGGACGAAGCAGAAACAGGUGACCCAGCAGCUGCGCGAAUCCAAGUCGCUCUUGGACAUCAAGCUGAACGCGUACUACGAGUCGUUGGGCCAGAUCGAGGCGCAGGAGUUCAGCGAGAUCGAAAAACUGCUGCCGGCGAAGGGCGCCGACAAGCAGCUCAACCCGGCGUCCAUCAUCGAAAAUUACAAUCUGCAGCUGCGCGCGCUGGCCGACAUGGUGCACACGGCAGAGGCCAAAGAACUGAGUUUCCACGAGUGUUGCGUGUAUUUGGAAGACGUAUUUGAGACUCUGGGCUCGCUGGAGGCAGCGUUGCAGAAAAUCAUCGCGGACACGGUGCCGGAGAAAACCGAGCUGCUGCUCAAGGAGCUUGCCGCGGCGCUGCAGACGCUGGAGCAGCGCAGACGGCAGGCGGCCCAGUCCAAGCUGGGCUACAUCGAGGCCAUCAUCGGCGACGAGAUCACAGCGAUAGAAAACGCCGUCCGCACCAUCAGGGGCGAGGAGCCGAAACCGGCGCUCAAGCCGUCGGCCAGCGCCACAAGCGUCAAGAGCGUACGCAGCAUGAACUCGCCGUCGCCGUCGUCGCUGCCCAUCAAGCCGGCGUUCUCGGUGCCGGUGGCGUCGACGUCGCAGAUCACAGCAGCCAGCAGCGAGGCAACAAAGUACGCGCAGGCCAAAUCGGCGAUCCAGAAAAGCAAGGGCGACAAGAAGGACUGA
Molecule: messenger RNA, 1365 nt
Organism: Ogataea angusta
Lineage: Eukaryota; Fungi; Ascomycota; Pichiomycetes; Pichiales; Pichiaceae
Exons: 1
Coding region: 1-1365 (454 amino acids)
Source: RefSeq, a predicted model, not a curated record